Lymnaea stagnalis (great pond snail) is the source of this 15768-nucleotide messenger RNA. The record is from the annotation of a GenBank genome assembly. NCBI's taxonomy places the organism in Eukaryota, Metazoa, Mollusca, Gastropoda, Lymnaeidae.
UCUGAACAAACCAGACUCAGGACAGGCAGUAGGGGCAGACGGCUCGGGAUCAAACAUCGUAACAAUGGUGACGUUGGCUUGCAUUGUUGUUCUGAUUUUCGGGACCGCGCAGCUGUCUGCGGGACUCAGUAGACACAAGAGUAAGUGCAUUAUGCUGCAUUGUAUAUUACGUGUAUUGUUGAUGUAUAACAUGUUUUUUUUAAUAUAAUCUUUACAUUUAACCCUUUAAACGCAAGUCUUCAAAUCAUGUGGUCGACAACGUACAACACGUAACCGAUCUAUAUUUUUAAUGACACGCGAAAGGCCAAAAAAAAAAAAAGUAAAUUUUAUAAAUGACUAAACACUGUGGAUUAUAAAUUUAAUGCAAACUUAUAGGUUGCUGUGCCUAGUGGCGUGGGGGGGGGGGGUGUGCGGGAGUAAGUCCGACCCAGGUGACCACAUGUCUCACUACGCUACUGACUUUCGCGCUUUAUGAGGUAGAAUUUGGUAAAUGUACUUUAGUUCAAUAAUUAACAAAUGUUUAAAAACACAAAAAAAAAAAAAGUAAAUUUUAUAAAUGACUAAACACUGUGGAUUAUAAAUUUAAUGCAAACUUAUAGGUUGCUGUGCCUAGUGGCGUGGGGGGGGGGGUUGUGCGGGAGGAAGUCCGACCCAGGUGACAACAUGUCUCACUACGCUACUGACUUUCGCGCUUUAUGAGGUAGAAUUUGGUAAAUGUACUUUAGUUCAAUAAUUAACAAAUGUUUUGUCCACCUCCGCUCUUAGUACCAAAGCUAGAACUUUAGAAGAACAUUACAUGAUAGUUUAAGGGAACGAUGAUGGGUGGACACUGCUAUCCUGCUGAAGAAAAGAUCAAUUAAGCCUAGUGAAUGUAAGGUCUGAAAAUCUGAGUUAAGAUUUGUCACCAAAGUUAAGUUCUUGCAUAACGCAGCACAUAUUGAACGGACUGCCCCCUAGUGAGCACUUUUGAAAGCGUUUGUAUUUAUAUGUUAAUGUAUGAGCAUACUAAGUAGCGUCACCUGAGGAUUUGGACCGCACCUGGUCACCUACUCACAGGGGUAUGACACCCCCACAGGGAUGACACCCUCACAGGAGAGCCACCCUCACAGGGUUAUGUCAUCCUAACAGGGGUAUGUCCCUCGUUACAAAGGGAGGACACCCUCUCAGGGGUAUGUCAUCCUGACAGGGUUUGUCACCCUAAUAAAGGGAACAAACCAGAUAACUAAUUAGUGAAUUUGACUGAAAGUCAGUUUCACAAAACAUCUUAAAUACAAGUGAAUCACAAUUCACCAGAGCAUAACUAAUCCAAUGAGGAGGUCCAUCGCGAAGUUUAAAAGUGGUGAUGUUAUUAGUUUACGACACCGGGUGACACAACCUCUAGUGACACCAACGAGCAUACGAUCGAAUAGGCGACUAGGCAAAAUGACGUAUACAACGCGAGAGGUGAGCUCACGCUAGCUGCCAAGCAGCCUGUCAACUUACAACCACAAAAUGUUGGUGGCGUUUCCUAAUUAGGUAAUAAGGGGAGAGACUGCAAUCAGGUUAGUACAAAAUAAAAUGAGUAAAACAGAGUAGGGUUAAACCUGAAAAAAUAAACGCAACAAAACAGCGAACGUGUCGGCAGAAAGCCUUCGUCAGCGAACAAAACAACAGAAAAAACGGUAUAAAAAUAAGAAAUAGCACUUAGCUGGUAAGUAGUAUCUGUGAGCAGCAAUAGAAGAAGUCGCUGGUCUAAGGUUGCUUUUUUGGGCUAACCUGUGGGUCUCAGCUGUCUCUAUCCUUCUGGCUUCAUGAGAUUGGGCCCAAUACUCCACAGUUGAUUUCCACUUGGCUCUGUCCUGGGCUGUCUGAGCUAAUGCUGCUCACAGAUACUACUUAACAGCUAAGUGCUAUUUCUUAUUUUUAUACCGUUUUUUCUGUUGUUUUGUUCGCUGACGAAGGCUUUCUGCCGACACUUUCGCUGUUUUGUUGCGUUUAUUUUUUCAAGUUUAACCCUACUCUGUUUUACUCAUUUUAUUUCGUUUCCUAAUUACACUGGCCAUACAAAGACACACUGAAAGCGGCACUAUAGGCCUACAGCAUCAUCCUAUUUGAAUUAGCACAGACAGCCCAGGACAGAGCCAAGUGGAAAUCAACUGUGGAGUAUUGGGCCCAAUCUCAUGAAGCCAGAAGGAUAGAGGCAGCUGAGACCCACAGGUUAGCCCAAAAAAGCAACCUUAGACCAGCGACUACAGCAACUAUCCCGUGCUCGCGGUGCCAGAGACUUUUCCGAGCACGGAUCUGACUAGCAAGCCACCUACGCACUCACCGUGGAACCCUCCCCCCCCCCAAACCGGAUAACUAGAUGGUCUUUGUCGAUCUUGACGGUCGAACAGAUGCAGAGUUGCCAGAAAAAAAAUCUUUAAAACAAUACACGCAUUAACUAUUAGUUUAUUUCCAUUUAGCCCCCAUUUCUCCAAAAGAAUUCCAAUGUUACCCUAUUUGGAGUAAUGUACCCUUGUUGGCCAACCACUGGUCUAUGACGUAUGUGAUUGGUUUCACCCUCCAGGGGACGCUGCAUGUUUCAGUAACAUCGAUGACCCAUCACGUGACACUUGCUUUUCUAACGAGGCGCCGUUCAAAACCGCACAGCGCAAUGUUCCAUUACCAGAUGAUCCCCGAAAAUAUGGGUAGGUCUGAAGUUUUCUUUUUAGAUGUUUGGACUUAUUUAUAAUGGUGUCUCUUUGCUAGUCGACACUCAGAAAACACAUCUAGUUGAUCAAACAACGAGAUUUACUCUGAAAGACAUGGCAAAAAAAUUGGUCAAACUUUUUAUUUCAAGGUACUAAAUAUAUAUGAGUGGCGUAUGUGAGUUAAGUUGCUUAUGUGUGGGUCAUGUGAGUGAAAGUGCUUAAGUGUGGUGUGUGUGAGUGUAUGUGCUUAUAAAUGGCGUAUGUGAGUUAAGUUGCUUAUGUGUGGGUCAUGUGAGUGAAGGUGCUUAUGAGUGGGGAAUGUGAGUGAAGAUGCCUAUGUGUGGGGUAUGUAAGUGAAGGUGCUUUUAAAUGGCGUAUGUGAGUGAAGGUGCUUAUGAGUGGGGAAUGUGAGUGAAUGUGCCUAUGUGUGGGGUAUGUGAGUUAAGGUGCUUAUGAGUGGGAUAUGUGGAUGAAAGUGCUGGGUGGAAAAGCGGUCUAAACAGAUUCACUCCAGUUAGCUGGUGGUCUGUAGUUCAAUCCUGACGUAGAAAAGCAAAAAACAUCUCCAACGUCACGUUUGAUGGGACUUGUUAAUCUUCGAAGGCAAACUCUGAAUUCGAACCCGGAGAUGGAGUCCCGUAGGCGGAUAGCAUUGACACAAUGAACAUUCAGACACCAUCUACGACGCUAGUGGUGGCAAGGUGUAUUAUACUCAUAUGAUGUUCCCUUGGAGAGAUGCCAUUUGUUGUCUAGGUAACUAGCUUAUCCUCCUCAAGAAAAAUCUCAGGUCUUGUAAAUUGUUCCUGCGAAUUCUACACCAUCGUCAUAUUGUGCCCGACGGACGGCAGUUUUAAAAAAAUCUUGAUUAUGCUAUACGCAUAUGACUGGGGUAUCUAAGAGAAGGUGUGCACAAGAGGAGUACGAAAUUAAUGUAUUUCAAAGUAACACUUAGAACCUUAGGUAGGAUACACAUAUUUAGGGUAAUGGAGUCAAGCCAAGCAAGAAUAAUAAGAAAUCACAACUUUGAAACAGUUGGAUAUUUUUUUUUUUAAAGAACAAUCUUAUUGUUUAAAUUUACUAUUACCUUGUGAACAACUCAAUUUAUUGUUGUUCGUCUUUCGCACGCCAAAUCACGUUUCGACUUGAGUGGUAAAUUUUAUUUGAGCUGUAUUUUGUUUAAAGUGAGGCACAGUUUCCAUUUUCGUAAGCCUGACUCUCUCGUCCUUGCAUAUGUGUUCCAAUGGCAAGACUUGGUCAAGACGGAUAGAAAAAGAUCUGGAUCCCGUCAGCAGUGUGUGUGUGUGUUUCACUCUGCUCUUUAUUCAUUCUAUGGGUCCUUCUCCGGGUUUGAUGAGUCACCAUCCAAGGAGAACGAGCGCCAUCCACCCGGGUUGCUGGGGAUAUUUAUUGCCGUUUCUCGGAAUUGAGCCCCAGUCAACUACCUUGGGAUUGACUCACUUUAGACCGUUCGGCCACCCAACCACCCAUGGCUGAAGAUACCAUUUGUGGAAGCGUCUUAUAAAAACGCAUCUAACCCUUCUUUUUGUUUUGUUGUCGAAUAUUUCAGAUUGUUUUACACUUUGAUCACCAAAGAGGAUAACAGCACCCAACCGUUAGAUGCCAGAGACUUGAGCAACAUGACACUCUCCUGGACAAACAUUAAGAAUAGGCUCACGACGAUCAUCAUUCACGGGAUGGUGGAUGUCAAGAAUUCCUCCAGUUCCAACCAGACCGUGUGGAUGAAAGUGAGUUUUAGCUUGACCUAUUUUCACGUGACGACUCGCAAAUGUCCAUAGUUGUGCUGUUUUCUCGUUGUAUGGAUACGGCUUUUGUAAUGGAACAUUCAAUGCCUUGUCCCAAUUCAGAAAUCCAAUCCAACUUUCGGUGUACUCUACUAAAGCAAGUAAUUAUUAUGUCUUUUACUUAAGGAGAUGUGGAUGCAUGUGCAUAGAGGGCCGUGUGAAGAGGGGUGGACGUACAGGGCCGUGUGAAGAGGUGUGUCAGUACAGGGCCGUGUGAAGAGAGGUGCACGUACAGGGCCGUGUGAAGAGGGGUGCACGUACAGGGCCGUGUGAAGAGGGGUGAACGUACAGGGCCGGGUGAAGAGGGGUGUCAGUACAGGGCCGUGUGAAGAGGGGUGCACGUACAGGGCCGUGUGAAGAGGGGUGCACGUACAGGGCCGUGUGAAGAGGGGUGCACGUACAGGGCCGUGUGAAGAGGGGUGUCAGUACAGGGCCGUGUGAAGAGGGAUGCACGUACAGGGCCGUGUGAAGAGGGGUGCACGUACAGGGCCCUGUGAAGAGGGGUGCACGUACAGGGCCGUGUGAAGAGGGGUGCACGUACAGGGCCGUGUGAAGAGGGGUGCACGUACAGCGCCGUGUGAAGAGGUGUGUCAAUACAGGGCCGUGUGAAGAGAUGUGUCAGUACAAGGCCGUGUGAAGAGGGGUGCACGUACAGCGCCGUGUGAAGAGGUGUGUCAAUACAGGGCCGUGUGAAGAGAUGUGUCAGUACAGGGCCGUGUGAAGAGGUGUGUACGCGGCAACCACUCAUACACUAAGGCACGCACUAAGAUCUACGGAGCCUUAAUUUAAUGUUAGAACGGAGCUCCUUAAUUUAACCUUUUUUAAAAAAUAAAAACCUUUAUAAUUUUGACAACUCUAGGAAAUGGCAGAAGAGCUUCUCAUCCACGACGAGUCGAAUGUGAUCCUCGUGGACUGGUCAAACAGCAGCACAUCUCCGUAUGAGCAAGCCGUGUCUAACGCUAGAGUCAUGGGCGCUCUGGUCGCCCAGCUUAUCAGGACCAUUAAAGUGAGUUACAAUUUCAAUCUAUAUAAAUCUAUUAGAGUUCAAUCCUUACGGCCUACUGGAGAUUGCGACUGACCAUUUGCAUACGCUCCCAUACCCCGUCCCAGGCUCUACCAAUGUUUCAUGGGUCCAAUGGACACCAAGCAAUAAAAUGUAAUAUUUAAAAUAACUACAUUAAAAAAUAUUUAAAUCGGGCACUGAAGACACCAAUCCACCAAUGUUAAUUUCGAGUGUAAUCAAAGUUGUUAGUGAUAACUGGAAUUGUUCGGAACUCACUAAAGUUUCCACAGCCCCAAAGCCCCUUCUCCCACCCCCACCCCCCAAAAAAAAAGCCAGUAUGUGACUGUCACAAUAUCAUUGUCACAAUAUCACUGUGUCACAAUAUCACUGUGUCACUAUAUCACUGAGUCACAAAUAUCAAUGUGUCACUAUAUCAAUGUGUCACAUAUCAAUGUGUCACAAUAUCACUAUCUCACAUUAUCAAUGUGUCACAAUAUCACUUUGUCACAAUAUAAAUGUGUCACAAUAUCACUGUGUCACAAUAUCACUAUGUCACAAUAUAACUAUGUCACAAUAUCACUACGUCACAAUAUCACUAUGUCACAAUAUCACUAUGUCACAAUAUCACUAUGUCAGAACAUCAAUUUGUCACAAAAUCACUGUGUCACAAUAUCACUGUAUCACAAAAUCACUGUGUCACAAUAUCACUGUGUCACAAUAUCGCUGUGUCACAAUAUCACUGUGUCACAUUAUCACUGUGUCACAAUAUCACUGUGUCACAAUAUCGCUGUGUCACAAUAUCACUGUGUCACAAUAUAACUGUGUCAUAAUAUCACUAUCUCACAAUAUCAAUGUGAAAAAAUAUCACUCUGUCAAAAUAUCAAUGUGUCACAAUAUCACUAUGUCACAAUAUUACUAUGUUACAAUAUCACUAUGUCACAAAAUCACUGUGUCAAAAUAUCACUAUGUCACAAUAUCACUAUGUCAUAAUAUCACUAUGUCACAAUAUCACUAUGUCACAAUAUCACUAUGUCACAAUAUAACUAUGUCAGAAUAUCAAUGUGUCACAAUAUUACUGUCACAAUAUCAAUGUGUCACAAUAUCACUAUCUCACAUUAUCAAUGUGUCACAAUAUCACUUUGUCACAAUAUAAAUGUGUCACAAUAUCACUGCGUCACAAUAUCACUAUGUCACAAUAUCACUAUGUCACAAUAUCACUAUGUCACAAUAUCACUAUGUCACAAUAUCACUAUGUCAGAACAUCAAUUUGUCACAAAAUCACUGUGUCACAAUAUCACUGUUUCACAAUAUCACUGUGUCACAAUAUCAUUGUGUCAAAAUAUCACUGUGUCACAAUAUCAAUGUAUCCCAAUAACACUGUGUCACAAUAUCACUGUGUCACAAUAUCACUUUGUCCCAAUAUCAAUAUGUCACAAUAUCACUGCGUCACAAUAUCACUGUGUCACAAUAUCACUGUCACAAUAUCACUGUCACAAUAUCACUGUGUCACAAUAUCACUGUCACAAUAUCACUGUGUCACAAUAUCACUGUCACAAUAUCACUGUGUCACAAUAUCACUGUCACAAUAUCACUGUGUCACAAUAUCACUGUGUCACAAUAUCACUGUGUCACAAUAUCACUGUGUCACAAUAUAACUGUGUCAUAAUAUCACUAUCUCACAAUAUCAAUGUGAAAAAAUAUCACUCUGUCACAAUAUCAAUGUGUCACAAUAUCACUAUGUCACAAUAUUACUAUGUUACAAUAUCACUAUGUCACAAAAUCACUGUGUCAAAAUAUCACUAUGUCACAAUAUCACUAUGUCACAAUAUCAAUGUGUCACAAUAUCACUAUGUCACAAUAUCACUAUGUCACAAUAUAACUAUGUCAGAAUAUCAAUGUGUCACAAAAUCACUGUGUCACAAUAUUACUGUCACAAUAUCACUGUGUCACAAUAUAACUGUCACAAUAUCACUGUGUCACAAUAUCGCUGUGUUACAAUAUCACUGUGUCACAAUAUCACUGUCACAAUAUCACUGUGUCACAAUAUCACUGUCACAAUAUCACUGUGUCACAAUAUCACUGUGUUACAAUAUCACUGUGUCACAAUAUCACUCUCACAAUAUCACUGUGUCAAAUUAUCACUGUGUCAAAAUAUCACUUUUUUACAAUAUCACUGUUUCACAACAUCACCGUCUCUCGUCAUUGCAGCAAGUCGUGGGUGUCCAAGAAAGCAACAUUCAUAUCAUAGGGUAUGACCUUGGUGCUCACGUGGCUGGUUACGUUGGUCAGCGUAUUCCUGGCAUCAGCAGAAUUUCUGGUAAGCAACUCAUACAAAAUGGAACAUUAACUCUGUGCGGGUACAGUUAAGUUGUCGAUGCAAUGCUAAAACCCAAAUGCACUAGUUCUUAUUCGCCUUCACUUCCUCAAUUAUUUAGAUUCUUUGUUUCUUGUUUGUUUUUAAAGGCAAAGGGUGGUUUUAAUUUAUUAUUUGUUCUUCAUUUCCUCAGGUCUGGAUCCCAGUGGUAAACUGUUUGAAGACACCCCAGCUGAAGUCAGGCUUGAUACCAGCGACGCCACAUUUGUUGACGUCAUUCACACAGACAUCGAUGAUGGUAACUACACUAGAUCAAAAAAAAUAAUAACUUGUCAUAGUCUUUAUAAAAAAAAAAGUUUAUGCCCUACAAAGAUGAAAUUCUUACUAAUGCAAGGCAAUUUUCCAGACAUUUUUAGAACAACGAACUGGUCAAGUAACAGAGGUAAAACUAUUUAAUGGUUAAGUAACAAGGGUAAAGCUAUUUAAUAGUCAAGUAACAAGGGUAAAACUAUUUAAUGGUCAAGAAACAGGGAUAAAAUUAUUCAAUAUGAUGUGAAAGGGUGAAAUGAUUAUAUGGUCAAAUUACAGGGAUACAACUAUUUAAGAGUGUACGCAGUGUUAGGAUUGACUUUAAACGAAAUACGGAUAAUGCAAGCUUCCUUGUUUCUUCUGUAGGCUUUGGCAUCGUGGGGCCAGUAGGUCACAUGGACUUUUAUCCCAACCUGGGAUAUCGACAACCCGGAUGCAAAAAUGAGACAAAGGGUGAGUACGUAAUGCUGUCUGUAAAUGUUCAUUUUUAUAUAACAAACAACAAAAACAAGACGGUUGUCAGGGACACGUUGACAUGGUUCCUGGUGCAUGAUGGUUUAUUUUAAGGAAAAAAGGGGGGGGGGGAGGGAUUUAAAUGAAUUUCGGCUAAUUCUUAGAUGUCAUGCAAUUUAAAACUAUAUAUUUCCUUUAAUUUUAAAAAGAGACGCGAAUUUAACAUAGUUUCUGCUAAGAAUAAACAAAACAUGGUUUAUAAAUGGAUAAAAACUAUCACGGGUUCAUAGUUAAGGUUUAGUCGUCUUCUUGUUUGUUAACCAGUUAUUUUCAUAAGUGUGGAAAGUGUAAAUGCGACAUUAUGCGGCAAGUGUCCAAUUGCGCUAAUUUUAUUUGUUACCUUCUAUAUUUUUAUUGCCCCUUCGCCCUCACCAAACCACCCUGGUGUUUUUUUAGACAAACGCCUCAUACAUAGCUAGUGUUGUCUAUUGAGUUAAUACACAAACUUCUAAACAAUACUUCACUUUUGUUGUCCCUUAUAUCAUAUUGGACGUGUCUCCAAAUACGUGUAUCUACCACCCCUUUGGACAUAACCACCAAACCCGACCUGUCCUUCACUGCCUCUCCCAGGCGACGGCCCUGAAUUCAGCAGCUGUGACCACAGACGCGCCUACGAGCUCUUCAUCGCCAGCAUCAACACCGAGUGCGGCUUCAUCAGCUUCCCUUGCGACAGCGCGGAGGACUAUGUGGUGGGUGGUUAAGCUAACAACUAACAGUGACAUACACACAGGGUAUCGACCACGCACUUGUUACGUUAAGGUGACUUCGCGGUGACAACCCGGUGGUGACGCUCAUCACCCUGAAGGUCGAUAGUCGCGUGGUUUCAUACAGAACAUCACAUGAGAUAAUAUCACUGAAGAUCAUAGUAAAUAUAAGUUUCACAAUUAUAACUUCUUCGGUACACUUCACGAACCCAUAUUAAGAUAUUGAUCGAUAACUAGAAUGAACAUGGCCAGCACCAACAUAUAUGAAUCCCUCCAUGACAAAAAUGACCGAUAAAACUUCUAUAUAUCCAUAUAAUUCCUAACUUCCUGUUAUUUCUACUUAACAAAGCAAUUCGUUGUUUUACGAAACAAAAUUGAUAUCUAAAUAUUAGAUAUGUGACAGUGCGUAUUGUUGAUUGAAUCCCUAAUUUAAUUUCCCCAUUUCACAGUCUAACAAAUGUCACCCGUGUGGAGAGAGAGGAUGCGCACCCAUGGGCUACAAUUCCGCCUUAAAGAAAUCUGACAGUGACCAACUGGUCAAAUAUUACUUGAAAACAUCGGAUGAAAAACCUUACUGCCGUAAGUAAUAGUACACGGUUACCUAAUGAUAAACCUUACUGCCGUAAGUAAUAGUACACGGUUACCAAAUGAUAAACCUUACUGCUGUAAGUAAUAGUACACGGUUACCUAAUGAUAAACCUUACUGCUGUAAGUAAUAGUACAAGUUUAUCUAAUGAUAAACCUUUCUGCCGUAAGUAAUAGUACACGGUUACCAAAUGAUAAACCUUACUGCCGUAAGUAAUAGUACACGGUUACCUAUUGAUAAACCUUACUGCUGUAAGUAAUAGUACACGGUUACCAAAUGAUAAACCUUACUGCUGUAAGUAAUAGUACAAGUUUAUCUAAUGAUAAACCUUUCUGCCGUAAGUAAUAGUACACGGUUACCUAAUGAUAAACCUUACUGCCGUAAGUAAUAGUACACGGUUACCUAAUGAUAAACCUUACUGCUUUAAGUAAUAGUACAAGUUUAUCUAAUGAUAAACCUUACAGCCGUAAGUAAUAGUACACGGAUACCAAAUGAUAAACCUUACUGCCGUAAGUAAUAGUACACGGUUACCAAAUGAUAAACCUUACUGCUGUAAGUAAUAGUACACGGUUACCAAAUGAUAAACCUUACUGCUGUAAGUAAUAGUACAAGUUUAUCUAAUGAUAAACCUUUCUGCCGUAAGUAAUAGUACACGGUUACCAAAUGAUAAACCUUACUGCUGUAAGUAAUAGUACAAGUUUAUCUAAUGAUAAACCUUUCUGCCGUAAGUAAUAGUACACGGUUACCUAAUGAUAAACCUUACUGCCGUAAGUAAUAGUACACGGUUACCAAAUGAUAAACCUUACUGCUGUAAGUAAUAGUACACGGUUACCUAAUGAUAAACCUUACUGCUGUAAGUAAUAGUACAAGUUUAUCUAAUGAUAAACCUUACUGCCGUAAGUAAUAGUACACGGUUACCAAAUGAUAAACCUUACUGCCGUAAGUAAUAGUACACGGUUACCUAAUGAUAAACCUUACUGCUGUAAGUAAUAGUACACGGUUACCAAAUGAUAAACCUUACUGCUGUAAGUAAUAGUACAAGUUUAUCUAAUGAUAAACCUUACUGCCGUAAGUAAUAGUACACGGUUACCUAAUGAUAAACCUUACUGCUGUAAGUAAUAGUACAAGUUUAUCUAAUGAUAAACCUUUCUGCCGUAAGUAAUAGUACAAGUUUAUCUAAUGAUAAACCUUUCUGCCGUAGCUAAUAGUACAAGUUUAUCUAAUGAUAAACCUUUCUGCCGUAAGUAAUAGUACACGGUUACCAAAUGAUAAACCUUACUGCCGUAAGUAAUAGUACACGGUUACCAAAUGAUAAACCUUUCUGUCGUAAGUAAUAGUACACGGUUACCAAAUGAUAAACCUUACUGCUGUAAGUAAUAGUACAAGUUUAUCUAAUGAUAAACCUUACUGCUGUAAGUAAUAGUACAAGUUUAUCUAAUGAUAAACCUUACUGCUGUAAGUAAUAGUACAAGUUUAUCUAAUGAUAAACCUUACUGCUGUAAGUAAUAGUACAAGUUUAUCUAAUGAUAAACAUUACUGUUGUAAGUAAUAGUACAAGUUUAUCUAAUGAUAAACCUUACUGCUGUAAGUAAUAGUACAAGUUUAUCUAAUGAUAAACAUUACUGCUGUAAGUAAUAGUACAAGUUUAUCUAAUGAUAAACCUUACUGCUGUAAGUAAUAGUACAAGUUUAUCUAAUGAUAAACCUUACUGCUGUAAGUAAUAGUACAAGUUUACCAAAUGAUAAACCUUUCUGCCGUAAGUACGUGUACAAGUUUACCAUCAGUGUAAAAUAUCACGCUCAUGUUUACACACGAAGUCUUGGCGCCCCUCAGUGUAAACUAUGACGCAAACAUUAACACCGAAAGUGCACCCAUAGAGCAGAGGCUUAACUUGAAUUCUGUGAACGAGAUUUUUGUUCCUUUUUCCUAAAUUGCACCCAGUCUUGGAAAAUGGACGGUUCACGUAUUAAGGUCGAUGCUGCAUUAAAAACAAACACAGUCAGGUCAUGCUUCUGCUUUCAUCCUUAGAAAAAAGAAGUCCACUUCUGGCGUCUGCCAUAUCAAAAGAUUCCUCGUUAUUCAUUUCUUCACAUUCGUCCAAUAUAUGCCCUGUUUAUGGAUUUAAUCAUCAACCAGGCUCAAAAUGUAUUCAUUUGCUCUUAUUUUAAAUAAACAGCCCCUAAAAACACAUUUUUCGUAAAAAUCCUUGUGUAUGCAUUUUUGUUUGCAUUUAUGUAAUUGUACGUGAUAGACCAUUUAUGUGAUUGUACGUGAUAGAUCAUUUAUGUGAUUGUACGUGAUAGAUCAUUUAUGUGAUUGUACGUGAUAGAUCAUUUAUGUGAUUGUACGUGAUAGAUCAUUUAUGUAAUUGUACAUGAAAGAUCAUUUAUGUAAUUGUACGUGAUAGAUCAUUUAUGUAAUUGUACGUGAUAGAUCAUUUAUGUGAUUGUACGUGAUAGAUCAUUUAUGUAAUUGUACGUGAUAGAUCAUUUAUGUGAUUGUACGUGAUAGAUCAUUUAUGUGAUUGUACGUGAUAGAUCAUUUAUGUGAUUGUACGUGAUAGAUCAUUUAUGUGAUUGUACGUUAUAGAUCAUUUAUGUGAUUGUACGUGAUAGAUCAUUUAUGUGAUUGUACGUGAUAGAUCAUUUAUGUGAUUGUACGUGAUAGAUCAUUUAUGUGAUUGUACGUGAUAGAUCAUUUAUGUGAUUGUACGUGAUAGAUCAUUUAUGUGAUUGUACGUGAUAGAUCAUUUAUGUGAUUGUACGUGAUAGAUCAUUUAUGUGAUUGUACCAAAUGAUUGUUGGUAUGGGAAUGGAUUUUUAUCAAAAUUAUUGCAUGUAAAACCUAAUAGACUAGAUAUAUUUUCAAACCUAUAUACGUCACAAAUACCUCUCAAUAACACAGCACAUAGCAACGGCUACACGAUUAAUCUCCACACGAAAACAUGCACCCAUUGAGCAAAUCAUAUUUCAUUCCUCUUCCCCUUGAAAAGAAAGGAAAACACAUACUUUGGGGUGUUGGGGGCAAAGUGGGGGGGGGGGGUGUGAAAAUUUGAUUGAAUGUUUUGUUAUUGGCAACGAGUCUAUAAUGUGCAGAGUUUGAGCUCGAUGGGAUGAUUGGAAAGUGAGUCAAUUAGCCUUCCGACGAUUAUUUCCGCUAAAAGAAACACAGGGAAGCGAAGUUAGUAUAAAGGAUUUAGUGAAUUACAUUCUUCUAAGUGAAUUUCGUCAGUCUCUCCGAUAUUAGCUACGCACUCCACGAUUCUAAAUUCUACUGUGUCGUUCUAUAGCGCAAGAACGGAGUCACUAAGUACUUUUGCUAUCACACAAUCGAUAAGUUUACAUUUUCAAUAAUAAGCUGUUUCUAGUCUUGUGCGAUGAGAGCCAGCUUCAUCCAUCAAUUUUAUAUUACAAAUCUUUUUUGCGCUUUUAAUAUGUUUUCCUUUUGAUUUUUUUACCAAUAAUUCAUUGUAAAAUUUUUAAAGGCCUAUAAAAAAAAAACAACUUUAGGCGACUCGGCAUUUGUCUUUUGUGACCCCCGGUACCACGUCGUUAGCCGUCAUUUUGUAAACGGUGCUCUAAUUAUAGUCCCUUUAGGGAUGCCAAAUGUAUCUAAGGAAAGCAACACCUAACAGUAUGUUUUAUUGAAUAAUUUAGUUUGUUCCUUCCCUUAGUAGCCCACUCCUUCCCCCUCCCCCCAACCAGAAACUGUGUUAAAAUUAGAAGUUUUAUUUUUAGCAAAAAAUAUUCUAUUUAUUUCCGUUUUUUUUUUUUUUUUUUUUUGGGGGGGGGGGGGGGUAUUUGGGACACACUUUGAAUUCAAGUGAUUGAAGCGUCUCUACAGUGCAAUAUGUAUCUAUUGAUUAUUUUUCACAUUUUUUUCUUCUGCAGUGAUUCACUUAGAUUUCACUCUGAAGGUCAGGGAGAGCGGCGACGACUCCAGCGAGAACCCACAAGCGUUGAAUAUUUUUGCCUCAAUCAAGGGAGACGAGCAGAACACAACGGAGGUUCCACUGAGAAAAGAGUGAGUAAUGGGAUCAUGACUAGCGGGCCCUUUUUGUUCAAAACUCUCCCCCGUUAAACACCUGUGACUGCGUCACCGUUACCCAAAUGAGUGUUUAAAAAAUAAAAUACCUGUUUUAUUUAACAGCAAAUCGCUUUCCCCCAGCCUGUUCCUCAAAUUAUUAAUUUUUUUUUACUCUUAAAAAAUAUGGUUGCCCAAUGCAGGAAUUUCAUUCAAUUCUAACUCAUCAUAUUCUUCGAUUUGACAGGCCUGUGUACUUCCAACCAGGCAACAGCUAUAAUUUCACAGUUGAGUUCCCAGACCACCAGGACAAGAUUAGGUCAGUCGAGUUGAGACUUGUAGAUCUCGAACCUUCAUCAAAUGAAACGGUCCCAGCCAACGUGACGCUAGUGCUUGACCUUGUCUCCAUUAAAAUAGAAACUGAACCAUUUGGACUAGACAAUGAGUAAGUUACACGUCCAAAGUAACCAUAGACGUGACAACAUGGGUCAAACAAGUCUUUAAGCUACCUCCUCCCAUUGUUUAAACAUUUUUACAUUUAUACUUUAAUAUUAAGUGUACAAUAAUUGCAGAGCUUUUCAUCAAUGAAUAAACAUAGCAUUCAUGGUGAACUCCACGCACUUAAGUUUAUAAACUGUUUCCUAUUUCUUGUCUCUUCUUCAUUUGUCCUGUCUGCCGAAGAAGACCCUCAGCCGAAACAUGCUCUUUGCAUUGUCCUGUCUUUCUAUUUCAAGCACACCCUUAGCCGAAACAUGCUCUUUGCAUUGUCCUGUCAUUCUAUUUCAAGCACACCCUCAGCCGAAACAUGCUCUUUGCAUUGUCCUGUAUUUCUAUUUCAAGCACACCCUUAGCCGUAACAUGCUCUUUGCAUUGUCCUGUCUUUCUAUUUCAAGCUUCCACACAUCUUGUUCCGCUAUUUUCUUAGUGAUUUAAGCCUGCCAUCUUAUUUAUUAGAAAGGACGCUGCCUUAUGAAACACGAUAACGCCGAUAAUUUGAUCGUUUCCUUUUCAGACGUGAACUGUGCGAUGAGAACGUCAUCCUGAGAUUGAACGAGACGACCAUUAUUUCUAAAGAUUGCAAAAGUGCCUAUAAUUAAAUGAAACAAUACACAUAUUAGAUCAUCACAUAAUGUAUGGGUAAAAAAAUUAGUUGGAAUAUCUUAAGACCUGUUGACUCUGUUUAUGUAUACCACAAAUAAAAGUAAGAUUUCAGAUUAGGCUUUUAACAUUUUGAAAUACUUGUGUGAAAUCAAAAAAAAUUUUUUUGACAAAACAAAUUAUUAAAGAAUUUAUUAAGAUUGAUUUGUUUUAUUUUUUCAAAAUCCUCAAUUUUAUCUUUACACUUUUGUCAUGACACGUCUUGUUUGCUAACUCUGUCAAAAAUCCGUGAAAUAUGAGUUAGCUCUCCUAUAAGAUGGAAAGCUCAACAUGGAUACAGUUUGGGAUACCGUACUAAAGUAUUUAUUUGGAAUAUAAAUAUAUUUUAAGGACACAGACUGUGGUACUAAAUUGUGGCACUUUACAGAAUUAUAAGCAGCUGCUUAUGGUCGCUGAGUCAAACCAAUGUUUCUGUCGCUCACUCAAAGUUGAAUUUUGAUUUUUUUUUUUUAUAAAAAGGAAUUUCUCUACGAAACCACUGAAAUUACGAGACCACAAUUAUGUUAGGAAUGUGUAGACCACAAUUAUGUUAGGAAUGUGUAGACCACAUUUAUGUUAGAAAUGUGCAGACCACAAUUAUGUUAGGAAUGUGUAGACCAUAAUUGUGUUACGAAUUUGUCAUAUCUUCAUGACGCACAUGAAUAUCUUGAAUUUUACUUUAAAAACAUGGUUUUUGUUAAGGUU